Molecule: messenger RNA, 2030 nt
Organism: Spizellomyces punctatus DAOM BR117
Lineage: Eukaryota; Fungi; Chytridiomycota; Chytridiomycetes; Spizellomycetales; Spizellomycetaceae
Product: TIGR01213 family protein
Exons: 11
Coding region: 38-1798 (586 amino acids)
Biological process (GO): tRNA pseudouridine synthesis
Molecular function (GO): pseudouridine synthase activity; RNA binding
Source: RefSeq, a predicted model, not a curated record
GGGUCUUCCUGUGCGAUCACCGUAGCGACGGAAGAGAAUGACAUACCUGGCCAAAUUAGCGACCGCUCUCACUGCCAAGCGGCUGCUGGAUCAUGUCACCGUCACAUUACCUCACCCACCGCCUGUCGCAGAACAGCUUACUACCAUUCUCUUGGGAGCACACUGUUGUCCUCGGUGUGUGCUGAGGUUUUUGGGUGUGAGGGAUAGGAACGUCCACGCAAACCUAUUAGCGUUAACAAGAGAAUGGAGUGGACUGCCUUUUGGCGGGCAGCACGUGAAUGGAGAGACCCAGGCAGAGGAGGUUGGAGUGGAGGGGGAGGCGGAGUCGGAAGACGGCGUGGAAGCAAAGAGACUGAAGCUAGAGAUAGAAGACGGAAAAACUGUUGGUGUCCCUAACCCAACAUCACCCGCAAAUCCUGUGAUGCAAACCGCACUACCAAUGCCCUCCAAUGAUUCAGCACCCCAACGGACCUGUUCUGCGUGUCUAGGACUUUUACAGUGCGACCACCACGACCUUGCUGGAAAGGCCUUUAAGCUCUUUCAAAGCGAAGGGUACUCGCUCGGCUCCAAUAACAAAACCUUUCUCUUGAGCAUGCGAUUACCUCCGCAGCUUGCAAUUCGUCAGAGAUCGUUUGUACUGCUGGUGGAAAAAGAGAUGGGGGCGGACAUGAUUGAUGGUUCCGUCUCAGUUGAGGUCAAAGAGAUAUUGAAGUAUUUAAUAUCGGAUGCGUUUGCUGAGACGUCCAGUAUAACGUACGAUCCAGAGAGCCCGUUCUCGUUGACUGUGCAUUAUGAUCACCCGCAAACAAAGAAGGAAUAUGAAUUCAUGACCAAAAUUCCAGAAGCUGACUUCAAAAUUAAGACGUCACGUCAAAAGGGGCAAAUUCUUGUUCAUGGCACCUCUUUUGAAAAGAUCGCGAAAUCGGUUGAUAAACUCUCGUAUACACAUUUUGCAGAUGCGGCGAUGUGUCCUCCGCCAAUAGUGACAAAGCCUCCUCGAUUGGUUGAGCUAGGACUGCAGCAUGCUCCCAUCUACGUCGCAGGUCGCUACCUGAAGCUUCAGCGUCACAUUAGCAACUCUCCAUGGGAAAUUGGCGGCAAGCGAAUGACCGAGCAUUCUGUGGAGGAACUGAUUGCGAACAAAGUGGACGCAUUUUUCCGUAAUGAUGGACACAAAUUCUAUUCUUCUGGGCGGGAGGAUGCCGAUGUGCUCAUGCUUGGACGGGGCCGACCAUACUAUCUGGAGUUGGUCAAUCCCCGACGCGUGGAGGCAUCUGAGACCGAAUUGAAGGCAUUGCAGGACACGAUCAAUAAAGAAGCGAACGGGAUGGUACUGUCAAGGGAUAUGCAAAUUGUGCCGAGAGAGGAGACUAAAAUCUUAAAAGAUGCCGCUAAUACAAAGUCAAAGAGUUACUCAACGCUUGUGAAGCUGGCUUCACCGGUGACGGCCGAAGCUUUGGAUAAAGUAUCCAAAAUAAGGGACCUUGCUAUCAAGCAGCAAAAUCCGACUCGAGUACCACGCCGAGCGGACCUAAUGCGAGAUAAGGUCAUCGAAUCCCUUCGGGUGUACCCAGCUGCCCCAACAACUGUUUCACCGACCGAUGAAGUCCGUGUCGACUUGCGCACGAGCGCCGGAACGUAUGUUAAAGAGUUUGUUCAUGGGGAUAAUGGACGUACGAAUCCGAAUUUGGCCAGCUUGCUUGGUGUAGAGUGGGCCAAGGUUUUGGAGUUGGAUGUGCUGGAGGUACACUUGGAUUGGCCCAAACAGAUCGAUUCGGAGAUAGCACCGUUGAUAUAGACAGGCAGAACACAAAUGUGUAGAUUUUCAUGUAUUUAAUAGCGCGGUUGUAGCAAUAUCUACCUUCAUAUAAAAAUGCAUUUCAUCUAGAACGGCAAACCAAACAAAAACCCGAUCCCGACAGUUCAUCCUAAAAGAUUUGAUUUUCCAACUGCAUACCCAACGGCAGCGGCCGCAGCAGCGAAGCCAACCAGCCAUCCCACUACCUUGUUGUCAAUCAACGAAAGGCCCC